GUGAAAAUCCAGCGGAAGUGUUGUUCCCUUUUAUUCCGGUUACCACCACUUGAAACUGGUAGUGCAAUUUCGUUCCGCGCUGUUCUGGUCCAGAAGGCCAAAUAGCGAAAGCAUCAUGCUGCGACUUCCAAGUGUCGGCCGUGCUCUCGCUGGAGCUGCCAAAGGCGGCUUGGCUCCUUGCAGCACCGUGAGUACUCCAGUGCGUGCUGCAAGUAACAUGGUGGAGGUGUUUGUUGAUGGGAAGUCCAUUGAGGUGGAGCCUGGGACCACUGUCCUGCAGGCCUGUGAGAAAGCAGGAAUCCAGAUUCCUAGGUUCUGUUACCAUGAGCGUCUCUCAGUCGCUGGCAACUGUCGUAUGUGUCUUGUGGAGAUUGAAAAGGCACCAAAACCGGUGGCUGCUUGUGCGAUGCCUGUCAUGAAGGGCUGGAACAUCCUCACUAACUCAGAGAAGACCCGCAAAGCCAGAGAGGGCGUGAUGGAGUUUUUGUUGGCAAACCAUCCACUCGACUGCCCCAUUUGUGAUCAGGGUGGCGAAUGUGACCUGCAGGAUCAGUCCAUGCAAUUCGGGUCAGACCGGAGCCGUUUCACAGAGUCCAAGAGAGCUGUGGAGGACAAGAACAUCGGACCACUCAUUAAAACCAUCAUGACUCGCUGCAUUCAGUGCACACGAUGUGUCCGUUUUGCCAGUGAAAUUGCUGGGGUGGAGGACCUUGGCACAACUGGCAGAGGGAACAACCUGCAGAUUGGUACUUAUGUGGAGAAGAUGUUCCUGUCUGAGAUGUCUGGGAAUGUUAUUGACAUCUGCCCAGUUGGAGCACUCACUUCCAAACCGUAUGCCUUUACUGCACGGCCAUGGGAGACCAGGAAGACUGAGUCGAUAGAUGUUUUGGAUGCAGUUGGCUGCAACAUCGUUGUGAGCACUAGAGGUGGAGAAGUAAUGCGGGUACUUCCAAGACUGCAUGAGGACAUCAAUGAGGAGUGGAUCUCUGAUAAGACCAGAUUUGCGUACGAUGGAUUAAAGAGGCAACGCUUGACUCAGCCAAUGGUGAAGGAUGAGUCGGGUCAGCUCACACCAACCUCUUGGGAAGACGCCCUUUCUCGUGCUGCCGGAGCACUGCAGGGUGUGAAGGCCUCUGAAGUCGCCGCCAUAGCCGGUGGCAUGGCUGACGCUGAAGCCCUGGUUUCCCUCAAAGAUCUUCUCAACAGACUGGACUCUGAGAACCUGUGCACUGAGGAGGUCUUCCCCAUGUCUGGAGCAGGCACUGACCUGCGCUCCAACUACCUUCUGAACACCGGCAUUGCUGGCAUCGAAGACUGUGAUCUGCUGCUCCUGGUAGGAACCAACCCACGCUAUGAAGCUCCCCUUUUCAAUGCCCGAGUUCGCAAGAGCUGGCUUCACAAUGAGCUGCGUGUUGCUCUUGUGGGUCAUGGUGUUGAUCUGAACUACACCUAUGACCAUCUGGGAGAGGAGACCUCUGUGCUGAAGGAGCUGGCCAGUGGGACACACCCCUUCUGUCAGGUCCUCUCAGCUGCUAAGCGUCCAGUUGUGGUUGUGGGCAGCAGUGCCUUGCAGAGAGAAGAUGGAGCCGCCAUCAUGAGUGCUGUGUCCACCAUUGCUCAGAACGCCAGAAGCAGCAGCGGUGUGGAGGAAGGCUGGAAGGUCCUCAAUGUGCUGCACAGAGUGGCCAGCCAGGUGGCAGCUUUAGAUCUGGGCUACAAGGCUGGCGUGGAGGCCAUCAGGAAGAAUCCACCCAAGGUUCUGUUUCUACUAGGGGCUGACAGCGGCUGCAUCAGCCGAGCGGACCUGCCCAAACAGACCCUGGUCAUCUAUCAGGGUCACCACGGUGACGUCGGAGCACCCAUGGCUGACAUCAUUCUCCCCAGCGCCGCCUACACUGAGAAAAAUGCUACUUAUGUUAACACUGAGGGGCGGAGCCAACAAACCAGGGUGGCGGUCACGGCUCCGGGAAUGGCCCGGGAGGACUGGAAGGUGAUCAGGGCUCUGUCGGAGCUGGCAGGAGUGACCCUUCCCUACGACUCACUGGAGGAGGUCAGAUCCAGGCUGGCUGAAGUCUCUCCUAACCUGGUCCGCUACGACGACGUAGAAGAGGCUAAUUAUUUCAAACAGGCCAACGAGCUGUCGAAGACUGUGAAGCAGGACCUGAUCGCUGCUCCUCUGGUCCCCCCUCAACUCACAGUCAAAGACUUCUACAUGACAGACUCCAUCAGCAGAGCCUCCCAGACCAUGGCCAAGUGUGUGAAAGCCGCCACGGAAGGAGCCGCCGCAGUCGAAGAACCCUCCAUCUGCUAAACAUCCAUCCGCAGCAAUAGUUUCUCCAGUCUCAGAAGCAACUCUUCCACACAGUCGCUCCUUGUAUUUAAUGUUGUCACUAAUGCCAGUUCUGAACUCCUGUCCUUCCGAAGAGCGAGCUUUGUUGAAUAAAGCUUAUACGCAUUUAAAUAUAAAUAAAGUCCUAAUGAUCUGAA
Synchiropus splendidus (mandarinfish) is the source of this 2487-nucleotide messenger RNA. It is a transcript of the gene ndufs1, whose product is annotated as NADH:ubiquinone oxidoreductase core subunit S1. Bases 116 to 2311 code for a protein of 731 amino acids. The transcript is spliced from 18 exons. The record is from RefSeq and is a predicted model, not a curated record. Gene Ontology annotation, cellular component: membrane. Gene Ontology annotation, biological process: ATP synthesis coupled electron transport. NCBI's taxonomy places the organism in Eukaryota, Metazoa, Chordata, Actinopteri, Syngnathiformes, Callionymidae. Gene Ontology annotation, molecular function: iron-sulfur cluster binding; NADH dehydrogenase (ubiquinone) activity.